Monopterus albus (swamp eel) is the source of this 2451-nucleotide messenger RNA. RefSeq names its product synaptoporin b (gene synprb). Gene Ontology annotation, cellular component: synaptic vesicle membrane; synaptic vesicle. Bases 141 to 1043 code for a protein of 300 amino acids. NCBI's taxonomy places the organism in Eukaryota, Metazoa, Chordata, Actinopteri, Synbranchiformes, Synbranchidae. The transcript has 5 exons. The record is from RefSeq and is a predicted model, not a curated record.
CCCUGGGGAAGGUAUCUCCUGUCAGCCCUCCCCUCUGGUGCAAGAGUCACCCUGUUGUUUUUCCUGUCUACAUCAGUGGCAUUACAACCCGCAUGACAAGCGCUGCCGACACUGCGUCGAGUUGGAUUUGUGAUUUUUAAAUGUGUAUGGUUAUAUUUGCUCCGAUUUUUGCCAUCUGUGCGUUUGCCACAUGUGGAGGAUACUAUGGGCAUCUCCAGGUUAAAGUGGACUGUGCAGACAGGAGGCAGAGUAACCUCAGCAUCAACAUUGAUUUUGGUUACCCUUUCAGAUUACAACAAGUACAUUUCAAGACUUCCUUGUGUGAGGUAAAAAGGGAAGAGAUCAUCUUCUUGGAUGGUGAUUUUUCUGCAGCUGCUCAGUUUUUUGUGACUAUCGGAGUUUUUGCCUUCCUGUACUCUCUGCUGGCGACCAUCGUGUAUGUCUUCUACCAGAAUACAUACCUGAAAAACAACAGAGGCCCACUGGUGGAUUUUGUUGUUACAGUCAUCUUCUCCUUCAUGUGGCUGGUCAGCAGUUGUUGUUGGGCCAAAAGUCUUUCUGAUAUCAAGUCAGCCACAAACCCAACACAGGUGCUCCUGCUCAUCUCAGCCUGCAGAGCUCAGGAGAACAAAUGCACAGUAACCCAGGAGCCCGUCUGGUCAAAUCUUAAUACGUCUGUGCUUUUUGGUUUUGUUAAUGUCAUCCUCUGGGUUGGAAAUAUUUGGUUUGUCUUCAAAGAGACAGGCUGGUACAAGACAGGUCAGAGAUACCCGACCAGGAGCGCGUCCGGGAAACAUUCCAGUGAAAUGCGACAGCGGCUCUACAGUGAGAGCAGCUUUGAGCAGCCAGACGAAGGUUUUAGUCCACAACCCACUAGACCAGACAGCUUCAAUCAGUCAAAGGGGGUCCACAAACAAGUGAGCUUCAACCAGUCACAAAUAAGCUUUAGCUUACCACAGACAAAUCUUGGUAAACCUGAAAUUUCAGACAGGGAGAAUAGGGUGGCUUCACAAGGGCCGAUGAUAUUUGUCAAUGAGGUGUGAUUUUGACUUGGUGUUUGAUAAUGCUGUACAAGGUGAAUGACAAUGUGAUCUUGUCAUUUCAGUUUAUGAAUACAUAAUUAUUCAUUAACCGCAAACACCAGCAGCAACUAUUUGUCACAUGGUGGCCAUAAUGUAAUAAUGUAAUAUAUUUCUUUCUUUGUUCUUUCCUCUGGCUAAACCAGUGUACAUGUACUUGGAGUUGAGGCCCUCCCUUAAGCCUCUGCUGGUGUUUGAAUUGCAUUUCUGUGUUUUGGACAUUGAUAUUUGGCAAUAAGCUGGUAUUCCUGUGGCUGUGUACAUCUCAGAGGUCACUGUAGAAUCAAAAAAUACACACACACACAAAAUAUUUUUUAUUCAUUAAAGAUGUUAUCACAAGGACAAAAUAACAAAUAUCACUACAAUUGUGAAACAGUUGAGCUACAUGUACUAGAGUAAUAUACAGUAAUGUUAUUUCACAUUUCCUGUAGUAAUAUGCAGAAAGAAUGAAAACUACCCUAACAAAUAACUGUAUCUGGAUAUAAUGUCUAAACACAAUGCAACACAUUAUUAGUGGGUGAUGCAAGGGAGAAAUAAAAAAGGGGAUGUAAUUAUAUCAUUUUAUAAAUUAAUAAAUUGCUUUAAAAUGUUAAAUACAUCAGUGUUGCCUAUUAAUAGCUAAAACCAUUCUGUUCAAAAACAUUCUUGUACCACUACUAAACAUUACCAGAAACAACAGUAGCACAAUGAUUUCAACAAAAAACACAAUCAUAGAAAAAAAAAGCUGGAUAACUAUAAUCUUACAUUUUAAUUUGUAGCUUUACCAGAGACCUUUUUCUUAGCUUUAGAGAAUAUAUUUCAGUAUGUUUUAAUACAAAAUAACUACAAGUGUCUAUUAGUGAAGAAAAACGCCAGGUCCACAAAAAGCAACACAUCAGGUUUUAAAAUACGUGGUAGCCCUGCUGCUAGCGCAUGUCAUUGCUGCAGAAUUAAGCAUUUAUUUUGCAAUUACAAAUAAACAACUGAUAAAGCAUUUAUAAUAUAAGGUAAUAAGUAAGUGGAUAUGUAUUUAUUAUUGUCAAUUGGUUAUCAAAUACAAUAGCAAGAAGAGGCUGUAUAAACAAAUAAUGAAUGACAAUAUACAGUAGUAAAAUAAUAUAUGCUAUGCCAUCACUGGAGGAGCUAUAAAUGAAGACAAUAUACCUUACUAAACAUAUUCUUAUAUCUGCUGAUAAUAAAACAUUACUGUGUUAUUAACCAUUUAUUACCAAAUUAUUCUGUAUAUUCCUUAUAAAUACUAAAUCUGGUCAUUUCACUCAUUAUUUUUUCUUUUUAAAAAAUAUUUUUAAGAAGAUUUCCAUAUGUUGGUUUAUAUUAUGUUUUAAUGGAAAAAGGUGCAAUAUGUGCUGCAGUUCUUGCUAUAAAUAUUUAU